AGCACAUAUUUAUCUGUCAUAAAGUUAAGACAUUUUAUUGAUCAAAUGUAUUCUUUAUUAUGUCAGAAGACAUGAAGCUUUGGAGUUUUAAAGGCUUUUUCAAUUUAUGAACUUCACUUGUAACUGAGAAAACAUAAAGGUAAAAGUUCAAACAUGUUGCAAUGAGGAGCAGCUGGAAGUUGAAACCUAUUCAGGAAGAGCGACUAUGCUAACAGUGAAGAGUUAUGUAAUUUGAAAAGCAGAGCGCCGAUCAGCUCUCCAGUACAAACAGGAAACUCCAGGAAGGAAAGGCAGACCAAGUCCAGUUGCAGCAUGUCUCUCGAUUUCAGCAAGAUGGAUGUGUCUUCCCGGCCAAAGCUGUUUGAUUUCCAUGGAGUCGCAAUGAUUCCUAUUUUCACAGCAAACUGGGAAAAUGUCCAAAAUUUUCAGGCCAGACCAGAUGAUAUACUAAUAGCAACAUAUCCAAAAGCAGGGACCACAUGGGUCUCUCAAAUCCUUGACUUGCUGUAUUUUGGCAAGACGUCUCCGGAGCGUCUGACUUCACUCCCCAUCUAUGAGAGAGUGCCUUUUUUGGAGAUGUCCAUCCCAAACUUGUUGUCAGGAAAAGACCAGGCAGAUAAGCUUCCUACCACCCCUCGACUCAUCAAAACCCAUUUUCCUGUUCAAUUUGUACCAAAGUCAUUCUGGGAGCAGAACUGCCGGAUGAUCUAUGUAGCCCGCAAUGCAAAAGACAACAUGGUGUCUUAUUACCACUUCGACUGCAUGAACAAUGUCCAACCUGCAGCUGGAGACUGGAACAGCUUUUUCCAGAGAUUCAUGGAGGGAGACAUGGUGUUUGGCUCCUGGUAUGACCAUGUGACCAACUGGUGGAAGAAGACACAAACCCAUUCAAACAUCCACUACAUGUUCUACGAAGAUAUGAUUGAGGACACUGGACGGGAAAUAGAGAAACUCUGCUCCUUUAUCGGAUUGACUCCCUCUGCUGAGGAGAAGGAAAUGAUCAGAACUGGAGUGCAGUUUGACAACAUGAAAAAGAACAAGAUGGCCAACUACUCCACACUGCCAGUCAUGGAUUUCAAGGUGUCUCCCUUCAUGAGAAAAGGAAAAGUUGGUGACUGGAAGAAUUACUUCACUGUGGCACAGAACGAAGAGUUUGAUGCAGACUACAAGAGAAAGAUGAAGGACCCUGCCCUGCAUUUCCGCUGUGAACUCUGACAAAAAUAGAUGACAAACACAACUGCAAUGAA
Molecule: messenger RNA, 1247 nt
Organism: Poecilia latipinna (sailfin molly)
Lineage: Eukaryota; Metazoa; Chordata; Actinopteri; Cyprinodontiformes; Poeciliidae
Product: cytosolic sulfotransferase 3-like
Exons: 8
Coding region: 313-1215 (300 amino acids)
Molecular function (GO): sulfotransferase activity
Source: RefSeq, a predicted model, not a curated record